AUGAUGUCACAGUUUCACGAAGCGAUCGGCAUCGAGAGACAAGGACGCCGAGAGGCUGAUGGACAUAUUGCGGAGAAAGAAGAGGAGAACAAAGAACUUCGAGAAAGGAUAUCUGAACUCGAGCACGAGCUUGAGACGUCCGAAAGCCGUCGAGAUACCAUCUCCGAGAAUCUAAGGGAGCGGACGGAGGCAUCCAACCGACUUGAGCAGGAGCUAGAUCUCUGCAAGAAGGAAAAGCAAAGCGCUCUCGAUCAACAGAGCCAGAGUCAAGAAAUGCUCAAACAGUUGAAAGCUGAGCUAGAUGAAGCCCAAAAAAGAAACAACGACCUCCAAAUGGAAGCCAAAAUACGCGAAGAUGAAAUCCGGGUACUUUCUGAACAACUAAAGGACGAGACGAAGACUAAUACUCAACUCCAGAACAUGGCCACCGAGAUGCAGAAGGCAUGCGAAUCGGCCGAGGCAGAAAAACGGGACCUUCGGGAACAGCUCAACACUGCAAAUAGGGAAAAGUCCGACCUCGAUAUCGAGAUGGCACGAGCACGCGAAAGGUCUGAGGCAGGAAUGCAGAAACUUCGGGACCAGCUCAGCGCUGCGAAUAAUAAAAAGGACGAACUCGAGGAAAAAGCAAAUGCUAUGAGAAAUGAGCGAGACGAAGGUGAGACAAUGCGACAAAACGCGGCAGAAGAGCGCCGUGCAGCCGAAACCAAAAACAGACACCUACACACCCAGCUCAGUUUAUCUAAUGAGACAAUCACCAAACUAGAGAACGACAUAGCGACCAAACAAAGGGAAUACAACAGGAUAGAGCAAAAGUUUGAAAGGUAUCGCACUGAAGAUCUAUCAAUGAUCCAAUCUCGUGAUGAUGGUAUGUCCGAGAACGAAUACAACCAGGCCCAGGAGCACACAGAUAACAUUGAAGCAGAGAUAUCAACACUCAAAUCCGAAAACGAAGCACUGAGUAAAGAAAAACAGGACCUUACAGCACGAAACAUCUUCCUACAGCGAAAAGUCCUCCGAGUCUCCGUGCGGCUGCGAACAACCCAGCGACUUCUCACCAGCGAGAGAGCGAAUUCUAUGAAAUCUCGAAAGCAGAAAAAAUUCCUAUGCGCUGCGCUUGAUAAAUCCAAAGAAGAGCAAACCAGGUUAACAAUCGCCAAUAGAGACCUGGAAGCGCUGAUCCCGACCUUGCAAAACGACAUCGAAGACCUCAAAGAUUGUCAAGACUCCCCCGGGGCGACAGCUAGGCCAAAUAACCCCAGGACCCGAGAAAGGAAAAGAAACCGACAGGUGGGUCAGGUUCGUGAAGGGGGUCGUAUCUACAUGUGA
Messenger RNA from Aspergillus melleus, 1326 nucleotides. RefSeq lists its product as uncharacterized. The record is from RefSeq and is a predicted model, not a curated record. Bases 1 to 1326 code for a protein of 441 amino acids. The transcript has 2 exons. NCBI's taxonomy places the organism in Eukaryota, Fungi, Ascomycota, Eurotiomycetes, Eurotiales, Aspergillaceae.